AUGACCUCUGAAACCAGCGCUCGGAACGUUACUACUCAGUCCUGGUUUGACCAGGCUCGUUUCAUCCCACCCGAUGCAAUCUUUGCGUUGACUGCUCAGUAUGUAGCAGAUCAAUCUCCCAAGAAAGUCAACUUGGGCCAGGGGACGUACCGUGACGAGCACGGGAACCCGUGGGUUCUCCCCUCGGUCCGCGAGAGUCGGAAGUUGCUAGCACAGGAGUUGAAUCACGAAUAUCUCCCUAUUGUUGGUCUGGCAAAUUUCCGCAAAGAGGCUGCAAAGUUAGCACUAGGCUCAGAGCUGUUUCAAAGGCAACAGGAUAAACUGGCGACUUGCCAAAGUCUCUCCGGCACUGGAGCACUACACUUGGCUGGACUGUUGCUAAGAGCUUGCAAGACGCCUCUUCCCAAAGUAUACAUACCUGAGCCGACAUGGUCGAACCACCAUCAGGUGUUUUCGUCACUUGGGUUCCAGUGUGAAUUUUUCAGAUACUACAACCCGGAGAUAAAAGAUUUGGAUAUUGAUUCUUAUUAUUCGGCAUUGAAAUCGGCCGAGCCCGGGUCUGUCUUCAUCAUCCAUACAUGUGCUCACAACCCAACAGGCUGUGAUCCGAGCAAAGAGCAAUGGCGAGAACUUGCGCGCCUCUUUAAAGAGAGACAGCUGUUCCCACUUUUUGACACUGCCUAUUUAGGCUUCAAUUCCGGCAAUGUUGAUAACGAUGCCUUUGCCAUUCGAUUAUUCAUCGAGGAGAUGAAUUUGGAAGCUGGAGUUUGUCUGUCGUUUGCGAAAAACAUGGGUCUCUAUGGGGAACGAGUCGGCUGCUUUUUAUUAGCAACCAGCACCGAAGAAGCGGCCGUAAAGACCCAAUCGAUGCUUGAAAUGCUUCAGCGUUCUGAAGUUUCGAACCCCCCGGCCUAUGGUGCGAAAAUUGCGAGCACCAUAUUAGCCGAUGCCACCCUUCGGGGGGCUUGGCAUGAUGAUCUGAUCACCAUGAGCGGCCGAAUUCGCUCGAUGAGGACGGCAUUGUACGAUAGCUUGGUGGCCUCCGGCGCACCUGGAACUUGGGACCACCUGAUCCGCCAGUCUGGAAUGUUUGGAUUCCUGGGACUAUCUCCAAGCGUUGUGCUAAAGCUUCGCGAGAAAUAUCAUAUCUACAUGGCGGACAACUCUCGUAUAUCAAUUGCUGGGCUCAACAAACAGAACGUCGAUUACGUCGGACAGUCAAUUACUGACUGCUUGAAGCAAGAAUGCUAG
Penicillium robsamsonii is the source of this 1251-nucleotide messenger RNA. RefSeq names its product Aspartate aminotransferase. The record is from RefSeq and is a predicted model, not a curated record. Bases 1 to 1251 code for a protein of 416 amino acids. The transcript has 5 exons. Gene Ontology annotation, cellular component: cytosol. Gene Ontology annotation, biological process: L-aspartate biosynthetic process. Gene Ontology annotation, molecular function: pyridoxal phosphate binding; L-aspartate:2-oxoglutarate transaminase activity. Lineage: Eukaryota; Fungi; Ascomycota; Eurotiomycetes; Eurotiales; Aspergillaceae.